Molecule: messenger RNA, 777 nt
Organism: Rotaria sordida
Lineage: Eukaryota; Metazoa; Rotifera; Eurotatoria; Philodinida; Philodinidae
Source: the annotation of a GenBank genome assembly
AUGAAUGCAAACACGUCUCUUACUAAAUCAACAUUUCUUUUCGAUGAUCAAAAACGAUUUGAUGCACAAUGUGAACAUGAUCGUUUACGAAAUUCUAUACAAGAUCAUACUGAAAUACCAUCGACAGCUGAUCCAUGGAAACAACCACCGAUAGAUUUUACUUUGAAAAAUUUUCAUCCAGAUAGAAAAAGAAUCACUAAUGUAUCAUUAAUAAAUGAUAUUUCACCAAAUGAAAAACAACUACAAAUUUCACGAAUUUAUGAUCCUGUUGUAAUGAAACCAUUUGCAGUAUCAUAUCAAGAUACAACGACAACACAUUUAACAAAUGAUGAUAAUGAUUUUGCACUUGAUACACGAAUUAAAUAUGAUAAAGUAAAACGAAUGUUAAAUACAGAACAAUAUAAAAAUCCUAAACUACAUGAUUAUCGACAAUAUCCAAAUAUUAAAGAUUUAGGUUUAUCAGAAUUUUAUACUACAUAUGAACAAGAUCCAUAUAGAAUUCGAUUUCUUUCUAAUCAUUUGAAUACUUUAUGGCUUCAAGAACGUGAACAUGAACGUAUACCUAUUGUUCAAAAACCAUUACCUGAAAUGUAUCGAGCAUUAACUGCAAGAGCAAAAUGGGAUUCAAGAUUAAUUUUACCAAAACUUGUUUUUCCAAAUAAAUAUGCUGCUUAUACUCGUUAUCGAAAUCCAACACGUACUAUACAAAGUGCCUAUUGGGAACGAGUAGAAGAUCAUUUCGGACAACAUCAAAAGAAACGUUUAGAUAUUAGUUGA